AUGCAACAAGUCUCGCGGAACAAGACAUUUGGCGGCGAUAUUAUCAAGUAUGAGUUUGUGUCGAAAUCGCUCGGCGGCUUGACCACGCAAAUGAACGUGUUCAUCCCACCGAAUGCUAGCGACUCUGCCAAGGUGCCUGUGCUGUAUUAUCUUGCGGGCCUGAGCAGUACCGAAGACAACGGUGCGCAAAAGGGCAACUUUUUUGCGAGCGCGGCGCAAGAGGGCAUUGCAAUUGUGUUUCCCGACACGAGCCCACGCGGAGCUAACAUCCCGGGCGAAGACGAUGCGUACGACUUCGGUACGAGCGCAGGUUUCUACUUGAAUUCGACCAAAGCGCCAUGGAGCGAGCAUUACCGCAUGUUUGACCUCGUCACGAAAGAGAUCCCCGAGGUACUUGUCACAUCGUCGCUCCCAAUCGAUGUGAAGCGUGCAUCGAUUAUGGGGCACUCGAUGGGUGGGCAUGGCGCACUCGUAUCUUACCUAAAGACUGCCGAGGGUACGUACCGAUCCGCCUCGGCAUUUGCGCCGAUCAGCCACCCGACCCAAUCGCCAUGGGGCACCAAGGCAUUUGACGGGUACUUGUCUGGCGGUGUCGAGGAAGGCAAGGCCUGGGAUGCCUCGCUCCUGCUUGCGAAGCGCAGUGCAAAGGCGACGCAUAUUUAUGUCGACUGCGGCACCGCCGAUCAGUUUUAUCAAAGCGGGCAGAUUCAGCCGGAGCGCUUGGUCGAGGCCGCAAAAGAAGCGGGAGUCCAAGAUAGCGUGCUACUCAAUAUGCGCGAAGGCUACGACCACAGCUACUUUUUUGUGAGCACUUUUGGUGCGGACCAUGUGCGUUGGCACGCCAAAUUCCUCCAGUAG
Molecule: messenger RNA, 858 nt
Organism: Malassezia vespertilionis
Lineage: Eukaryota; Fungi; Basidiomycota; Malasseziomycetes; Malasseziales; Malasseziaceae
Product: S-formylglutathione hydrolase
Exons: 1
Coding region: 1-858 (285 amino acids)
Biological process (GO): formaldehyde catabolic process
Cellular component (GO): cytosol
Molecular function (GO): S-formylglutathione hydrolase activity
Source: RefSeq, a predicted model, not a curated record